Molecule: messenger RNA, 500 nt
Organism: Chelonus insularis
Lineage: Eukaryota; Metazoa; Arthropoda; Insecta; Hymenoptera; Braconidae
Product: COX assembly mitochondrial protein homolog
Exons: 3
Coding region: 1-402 (133 amino acids)
Source: RefSeq, a predicted model, not a curated record
AUGAAGGAUUGUGGGGAAAAAAUGGCAGCCACCAUGGCUGAACACACCAGAACGAAGAAAACAGUUUUAUCAUCAAAACUUUCCGGUGGACCUCAUGGUUAUGGCGAUCCAGAUGAUUUAUCACUGAGAAAAGUUGAAACAAACAUCCUUAUUCCAGACAAAGUUCGAGAAAAAUCAAGGAAAAUAAAAUGUAUUAAAGAAGUUGAAGCAUUCAAUAAAUGUGGCAAGGAAGCAAAACUAGCAGUAACUUUUAAAUGUACAGAAGAAAGAGAUAAAUUAGUAAAAUGUUUAGAUUAUUGGUUUCAUGAUGCACAGUUAAAUGAAGAAUGUAAACAAGAAUAUUUAAGAGAAAGAAGUGAAUUCCGACGCACAGGUGUGGGUGUCAAAAAUCCAAAAAGUUGAUUUCUAUUAUUACAAAAUAAAUUGAUAGUUUACUACCUUAGACAACUUGUUUUGAAUUCUUUUUCCUGUUUAAUAAAAUUUGAUGUCUUCAUCACAAA